AUAUCCAUUCUGAGUUGGCAACAUUGCUGCGUUGGCAACUUGGCGACAUUGCUACUUCUGUUUUCUUCCUUCAUCCCAACUUCCAAAAUUCCAGAAAAAUCACUGUUUAAUUGCAUUUUACAUCCCCAUUUGUUUCUGGGUUUCUCGAAGUUCCUUUCUUUAUGUUAUCUUCCUUUAUACAUUGAUCAAAUCAACCCACUACAACUUCAGGGUGGUCCCAAUUUUAUUCCCAAAACUUGGAAACUUUCCUCCAAUUAUCUGCUGAUGACAGUUCAUAUUGAUUUUUAAUUCCGGGUUUGCAAUUUUGUGAAUAAAAUUUGGUCAAAGUUGGGUCUGUUGUAAAAAUUUAGGGCAGAUGUUGGAUUCUAUACCGGGGAGUUCUGGGUAUUUAGAAUCAUAUCCUGAAAGAAGAUUUACAUAUUUCAGUAAUAAAUAUGUGUUGGGAUUGACUGUUGUUGCUGGAAUUGGUGGUUUGCUAUUUGGAUAUGAUACAGGUGUUAUAUCAGGGGCACUUUUAUACAUCAAGGAUGAUUUUGAAGAAGUCAAAAACAGCAGUUUCUUGCAGGAAACAAUUGUCAGCAUGGCCCAAGUAGGUGCAAUAAUUGGAGCUGUUUUUGGUGGAUGGAUUAACGACACCUUUGGACGCAAGAAAGCUACACUAUUUGCCGAUGUUAUCUUCGUGGCCGGUUCAGUUGUCAUGGCUGCCGCUCCAGAUCCUUAUGUUCUUAUAUUUGGACGUCUUUUAGUUGGUUUGGGUAUUGGAGUGGCUUCAGUUACUGCUCCUGUUUACAUUUCAGAAGCAUCCCCGACUGAAGUAAGAGGAGGACUCGUGAGUACAAAUGUGCUCAUGAUUACAGGUGGACAGUUUCUUUCCUACCUCGUUAACCUUGCUUUUACUGAGGUCCCUGGAACUUGGCGAUGGAUGCUUGGAGUAUCAGCCGUGCCAGCUAUAGUACAGUUCAUUGCUAUGCUCUUUUUACCGGAGUCCCCACGCUGGCUUUAUAUGAAGGGGGAGAAAGCCAAGGCUGUUGCGGUGCUUUCAAACAUUUAUGAUCCGUUUAGGUUAGAGGAUGAGGUGGAUGGUCUUGCUUCUGCUGCAGAGGAAGAGCUUAGUAGAAAGAAAGCCAGUGUCUGGGAUGUUUUUGGGAACAGAGAAAGAAGACAUGCAUUUCUAGUUGGAGGUGGUCUUCAGGCGUUUCAGCAGUUUGUUGGUAUAAACACAGUUAUGUACUACAGUCCAACAAUUGUCCAAAUGGCUGGUUUCCACUCAAACCAACUAGCUCUUCUCCUCUCCCUCAUUGUCGCGGGCCUAAAUGCUGCUGGAACCGUCGUAGGCAUUUAUCUCAUUGAUCACAUGGGACGCCGUCCAUUAGCCAUGAUGAGCUUGGGCGGCGUGUUUGCAUCCCUCAUCAUCUUAUCUCUUUCCUUCUUUCUUCAAUCCACAGGGGCCCUUGCUGUAGUAGGGCUCGCCCUUUAUAUAAUAUUUUUCUCGCCUGGUAUGGGACCCGUUCCAUGGACAGUAAACUCCGAGAUAUACCCACAAGCUUAUCGAGGCAUCUGUGGUGGUAUGGCUGCUACUGUAAACUGGAUUUCCAACGUGGUUGUCUCAGAGUCCUUCCUUUCAAUCGCUGAUGCUGCAGGAACCGGUACUACUUUCCUUAUACUUGCUGGUAUUUCUCUUCUUGCAUUUGUGUUUGUAGCAGUAUGUCUUCCUGAAACGAAGGGGUUGGCAUUCGAAGAAGUGGAGGAAAUUUGGAGAAAGAGGGCACGGGGAAAUUCAUCUAAUACCCGAAGCCUUCUUCAAGGUGGAAACAGCCGUCAGAAUGAUUUUAAAGAUACUCGUAAUAGAGAAGAUGAUGAAGACAUAUCCUAGUUUGCACCCCAAGUUAUCUAGGACAUUUUUUUGGAUGAUUCUUUUCUCCCCAUGGAGGGCUUGUUUGUCGCGCAAUUGUAUUUAUUUACAUGUAUGUAAAAUAACUUGGUGUAUUUAUUUAUAUGCUCCGUACUUUGUAUCUUGGGGGCCUAUGGCUCUAUGCGAAGUUGAAGUUUGUGUGCAUA
Messenger RNA from Spinacia oleracea (spinach), 2058 nucleotides. Its product is annotated as inositol transporter 1. The coding region runs from base 356 to 1873 and encodes 505 amino acids. Gene Ontology annotation, biological process: transmembrane transport. NCBI's taxonomy places the organism in Eukaryota, Viridiplantae, Streptophyta, Magnoliopsida, Caryophyllales, Amaranthaceae. Gene Ontology annotation, molecular function: transmembrane transporter activity. The transcript is spliced from 6 exons. The record is from RefSeq and is a predicted model, not a curated record. Gene Ontology annotation, cellular component: membrane.